Striga hermonthica is the source of this 2463-nucleotide messenger RNA. The record is from the annotation of a GenBank genome assembly. Lineage: Eukaryota; Viridiplantae; Streptophyta; Magnoliopsida; Lamiales; Orobanchaceae.
AUGGCUUCUUCCUCAGUAAUAAUCACUACUGCUGCAAGAGGAGCAAUUUUGUGGCUGGCCCUUAUUGUUUUUCUUGGCAAUAUAAUGAUGUGGAUUAUUAUGCCAACUGAUACUUAUUACAAUGACUGGUUGCUCCACAUUCUUGCUGAUACUAACUCUACUUUCUUUGGAAUACAAGGUCCAAUAAUGCUGAAUUUUACAUUUCCAAUUUUGUUCAUUGCUGUUGUGGGAUGUUUAUAUCUGCAUUUGGGAAAGAUAAAGAAGAGUAGUGGGUGUGCCACAACAAGCAAAAGUAACACAAAAGUAAGUUUGUUGAAGAAGCCGAUGAUCGUGAAGGGGCUCGGUAUCGUCACCAUAACCGAGCUCGCGCUGUUUAUUUUGUUCGUUGCUCUUUGCGUUUGGUAUUUCGCGUAUUACGUGCGCCACUGGUUUAAGCAAGUCCCCAUGCUCUCGAUGACUAGACAUGAAAAAACGUGGCAAACAAAGCUAGACAGAGUUGCUAUAGUAACAGGGGUAACAGGGAAUUUAUGCCUAACAUUUUUAUUCUACCCCGUGACAAGAAAAUCGUCGAUUUUGCCGAUGAUUGGGCUAACAUCCGAGGCGAGCAUUAAGUACCACAUUUGGCUUGGCCACAUGACUAUGGCCCUUUUUACUGCUCAUGGAUUUCUCUACAUUGUCUACUGGGCCUUGACCAACAGAAUAUCCGAGAUGAUUAAAUGGAAUGACCAUUAUGUAUCAAACAUAGCUGGGGAAAUCUCUUUACUAUGUGGAUUGGCUUUGUGGUUGACAACUUACCCUAACAUAAGAAGAAAGAUGUUUGAGCUCUUCUUCUACACACACCAUCUCUACAUUGCCUUCAUCAUCUUCUUCAUAUUGCAUGCCGGAAUUGGCUUCGCCUGCAUUAUGCUCCCCGGAUUUUAUCUCUUUGUGAUCGACCGAUACCUUAGGUUCUUACAAUCGAGACAAAAUGUGCGUUUAGUUUCUGCUCGAGUCCUACCGUGCGAAACUGUUGAGCUUAAUUUCGCCAAGUGCCGAGGCUUGACUUACAAUCCAACAAGUACCAUGUUUAUAAACUUGCCCAUAAUUUCCAAGCUCCAAUGGCAUCCUUUCACUAUAACUUCAAACAGCAGCUUAGAGCCAGAGAGGCUAAGUAUUGUAGUCAAAUGUGAAGGCAGUUGGACCAAAAAGCUUUACGACUCGCUCUCAUCUCCAUCCUCUGUGAACCGUCUUCAAGUAUCGGUUGAAGGACCAUACGGACCCGACACGACAAAUUUCCUCAGGCAUGAUAUGCUGGUGAUGAUUAGUGGAGGGAGUGGAAUAACCCCUUUCAUUUCCAUCAUUAGAGAGCUUAUGUUCAUAUCCUCAACCACUCAAAGUUGCAAAAUCCCCAAACUUAUGCUCAUUAGUGUGUUCAAAAGCACCUCACAUCUCUCCAUGCUAGACCUCAUACCCCCAAUCUCACACACAAACUCUCGCAACUUGGGCCUACAAAUCGAAGCCUACGUGACGAGAGAAAAGUCCCAACCUACCGAAAAACCACAACCGAUCCGAACUGUGCAGUUCAGGCCGAGCCCAUCGGACGCCCCAAUCUUCCAGACAUUGGGCCCCAACACCUGGCUUUGGUUGUCGACGAUCAUAUCAUCAUCUUUCGUCGUUUUUCUUGUGCUCCUAGGAACUUUCACUCAAUACGUGGUGUACCCUAUCGACAAGAACACCAACUUGUUGUACUCAUACACCAAGAAGAACUCGAUGAACAUUUUCUUGAUUUGCGUGUCCAUAGUGGCGACGGCAAGUAUUGUGUUCUUGUGGAACAAGAAUCGGAAUGCGAAGGAAGACAAACAAAUUCAAGACAUGGAGAGAAUUGGAAACACAUUUGGUUCGUCGGAUGAUGAUGUGGAGUUACAAAGCCUUCCCCUGCAAUCGGUUAUCAAGUCCAUCAACGUGCAUUAUGGUAAACGGCCCGAUCUAAAGAGGAUUCUAAUGGAGAACAAAGAAUCCACUUCCAAUGUUGGUGUACUUGUUAGUGGGCCUUGGGAGAUGAGAAAAGAUGUUGCGGGCAUAUGCUCAAGUGGGCCGGCAGAUAAUAUCCACUUUGAGUCCAUCAGCUUCAGUUGGGAUAAUUUUAUCCCUGAUUUCAAAUGCCAUUUUUCUUUUCUCGGUGGCUGGCUUGUACUUGUGCUGAGUAAGCUGGAAACGGCGGGCGGGGGUGGCGGUGGCCGACGAGGGGUUCUCCUUUUUUGUGCAUCACCACCUAGUGAGGCAUACGAUACCUCUGUUGGGAGUGAUUUUAUAACAGGGAUAAUUUUAUCCCUGAUUUCAAAUGCCAUUUUUCUUUUCUCGGCGGCUGGCUUGUACUUGUGCUGGGUAAGCUGGAAACGGCGGGCGGGGUUGGCGGUGGCCGACGAGGGGUUCUCCUUUUGUGCAUCACCACCUAGUGAGGCAUACGAUACCUCUGCUGGGUAA